This is a messenger RNA of Priapulus caudatus, 3470 nucleotides long. Its product is annotated as DNA methyltransferase 1-associated protein 1-like. The coding region runs from base 144 to 1619 and encodes 491 amino acids. Gene Ontology annotation, molecular function: transcription corepressor activity. Gene Ontology annotation, cellular component: nucleus; Swr1 complex; NuA4 histone acetyltransferase complex. Gene Ontology annotation, biological process: negative regulation of transcription by RNA polymerase II; DNA repair; chromatin remodeling. The transcript is spliced from 14 exons. NCBI's taxonomy places the organism in Eukaryota, Metazoa, Priapulida, Priapulimorpha, Priapulimorphida, Priapulidae. The record is from RefSeq and is a predicted model, not a curated record.
CCAGGAUCGCUAGUGUUGCAUGAUGGCAAUAUGGCUGAAAAUUGAACAUUGUGAUUUUGCUGCUAUUAAUCAAACAUGAAUAAAUGAUGCAUUAUAGUCUCACAGCUUCUUAAUAUUCUAAUAGUAGCGUCUAAAUAGGCAAGAUGACGAGUGCAGAUGUGCGGGAAAUCUUGGAGAUCGAGUUGCCGGAACAACAACCUGUCACCAAGGAAAGCCUAUUCAGCGAUGACAAGAAACAAAAAGUUUUUAAGAAGGAGAAGACAUUCAAGAAGCCCCAAGGAAUGCACAGAGAAGUAUGGGGCUUACUGUUCACAGACCCAAGGGAUGCUCCGCCGUUGUUGCCGAGCGAUACGAGUACCGGGUACAAGCAGGCGAAAGCCAAGAUCGGCCGUAGCAGAGUCCGGCCAUGGAAGUGGAUGCCCUUCCACAAUCCGGCGAGGAAGGAUGGAGCUGUGUUUUACCACUGGAGACGGAUGGUGGAUGAGGGGAAAGAUUACGCCUUCUCCCGCUUCAAUAAACAAGUUCCGGUGCCGACGUACUCGGAUCUGGAGUACCAGCAGCAUCUUCACGACGAGAACUGGACGCGUGAGGAAACCGACCACUUGUUUGGUCUGUGUCGGAGGUUCGAUCUCAGGUUUAUCAUAAUAAAGGAUCGUUAUGACAGGGAGCGAUAUCCAGACAGAACUGUAGAAGAUCUUAAAGAGAGAUACUAUCAUAUCAGUAAUGUGCUUGCAAAGAUGAGGGCGCUACCGGGCCCUGAAGCGAAGCUCUUCAUGUUUGAUGCAGAUCAUGAUCGACGGAGAAAGUUGCAGCUGGAGAAGCUCUACAAUAGAACUCAGGAAGAUGUCGAGGAGGAGGAGACGUUGAUGCAGGAGCUGCGUAAGAUAGAGCAGCGUAAGCGCGAGCGCGAGAAGAAGGCGCAGGACCUGCAGAAGCUGAUCAGCGCCGCAGACAACUCCGACCGCCGCCUGCAGAAAAAGCAGCCGAAGAAACACAUGGUCGCGCACAAGCUGUCGAAAGGUGGCGCCACGGUCACAUCCGGCGAGGCCUCGACCACUCCAGAUACAACUGGAAUUAAGUUUCCAGAGUUCAAAACGUCAGGAGUGACCCUUCGUAGCCACAGGAUGAAGCUACCAACCUCCCUCGGGCAGAAAAAAAGUAAAGCAAUUGAGCAACUCCUGGAAGAACUGGGCAUCGAGCAGAGUCCGAUGCCGACGGAGGAGGUGGCGACGCAUUUCAACGACGUGCGCUGCGACAUGGUGCUGCUCUAUGAGCUGAAGCUAGCUCACGCCAACUGCGAAUUCGAGGUGCAGACGCUCAAGCACCGGCUCGAGGCCCUCGUACCCGGCAGACUCGCCAGCUUAAACCUGCCAGCCUCGGCCGCCGCCACAACCACGCCCAGCACGUCUGGUGAGGCUGGCGGGGACUCACCGGGAAAAACUAGGAAGAUAUCGGAAAUAAUUGACGUAGUUGGGAAUGCUGAGCAUCCCAGUGUAAGGGCAAACUUGUUUGAAAGUAUAGAAGCCUGGGAUAGAAAUACUAUUAGUCCCUCGAGAAAGAGGCGUGCGGCACUGGAACAGAGAGACAUCAUGAAGAAACUCAAAGGGAACAAGUCAUAAUAGUGACGUAAUGAAGGUUUCUAUGCUGUAUCGAAGUUAGUUCCAUUUCACAAUACUGCAUGAUUGCUGUUGCUGGCCUCGGCAGCAAGUUGGCAUGUAAUUAUCGAAGAAUUAGCUGAAUAGCUAUGUUCAGUUGUUUUUCAUUUCACUAUAAAGUGUUAGCUGUUGGAUUGAGUUGAGCACAGGCGAAAUGACAGGUGUAGAAUUCGAUGCGUGGUUAUUAUACCCGUAUAAGAAUCAUGAGCAGGUUGUCUAGACGACUAGCUACAAUAGAUAUGCCUUCCGUUUUGCUCACGAUUAAAUUUAUGCACGUUUGAAUGUAAAUUUUAUGAAGAUGUGGUUUUCGUGUGAAGAAUUUGUAUGUAUUUAGUUAGUAGGUGUACCUCCGUUGGAAUUGUUGUUUUGGUUAAAAAAAAAUAUUGAUUAUAGGUGCGUGUGGCGGGCGCUGUGUUAUCAGCACACCUUGCUUACAUGAACUGUGAUCAUGUUGACAGAGUCUAGUAUUCUUCAUAUAUUAGCACACAUCUCUCUAGACUAGAACAUACCUGUCUGUAUAGGACACUCAACAUUUCCGCUGAGUGGCAGUUAUGCAGUAAAACAAACUAGAGAAUCUAUCUAUCUUUCAUAUACGUUUUGAGCCUGUGACGCACCUCUAUCACAGAGUGGUGAGUUAUCGUAAUCUCCACCGUCAUUAUGUGUCAUGAGAUUUAUGCUUACAUGAAUGCUGUUGAAUUGCUACAAUAUCAGAGGAAGGUGUUGGCAUAUGACCGUUUUCUGUACUGAAUUACAUUUAUUUACCAGCCUUUUAUGGUCAGUUUAUGGAAUUUAUACACCAAUUGGCAAUCCAUGUUCGAAACUCGAUUUUCCUGGAAUCAUUAAUCCUCAUACAAACUUAAGAGUUUUCUUACCAGGUACUAUCUAGAUUCUAGACUUCAUUCAUUCGCAAAUACGGAGAACCACUGAAUCACUGAUGCGUUGUUGAAAUCGCUGCAUGCAUAUGUAUUCUUUUCAGAAUAACGAACUUUAAAAAAUCGCAGCGAAAUAAAAUCAUUGGGUCGAAAUCAGACAAAACGGGACGUACGUGACUUACAAUUGAGGUUGUAUAAUAUAUUUCCACGUACCGGUAAGGGUGCCAAGGCAAAUCGUGAUCGUUGAAACACGCGUGGCCCUAAUGGUAUCGAUUUAUCUUCAUAACUCGCCCCUCCCCCGCGUGCCACAUACAUUACUCUGUCAGUCCAUAGGUCAGUCGUACCUGUUCAGAUUCUUCUAACGGCAGUUUGUAGGUGUGUAAUCUUGGUGUAAUGUAUGUCUUACUAGGGGUCCAGGGGAGUCGAUUUUAUGCAGUAAGACGAACCGACGUACAGUUAGUAAUGGUAUCAUGGUGGGAGUGUGGAUAAUCUGAUAUUCUUUACAGCGUGCGUGCGAGUAACUCACUAGCACAAACCUAUAGCACAUCCCGUCCUCUCCUCACGCGUGGCAACGUAUAGCGUGCAGCGUUUACGAUGUUACAUAUGUCGUUAAAGCAAGCGUGUAUUUAUAUACAUAUACAGAAUUAUUGGUUCAGAAAUAGCUUGGGGGGGUGGGGUUUCCAACGCGUGGUGUACCGCUGUACAGUGUCUUAUGUUACGCCAGCACUUUGACACGAACACAUAUGCAGUAGUAGUACGUGGUUGGUUCCACAUUUGCUUGUGGAGCAAGUGCUGUUGUGAUUCCCUUUCUCUUUUGUGAUGAGUAAAAGCACAAUAUAGUUAGAUGUGCCAGAGUGAUAGUAUUUUUGUCUGUUUCAUAUCAUUCAAGUCUUGGAACUUAUCUGAACACGAUCGAUAAUUAAAAGAUUUUUUUUCACAUGUA